AUGGCGGUUAUGUGUGAAUGUCCUGUCGAGAUUGCCUUUGAUACAUCCGCGCUUCCGGAUUGUAAAGAAAUUUCCCACCACGAGUUUCUGUCCAGUUUCCUGACCGAUCAAGCCCUGACAGACCUUUCCCUCUUGGGCAAUGAUGGCCAAGUCGUACGGGCCAAUCGAUUGGUGUUGGCCGCGCGGAGCAAAGUCUUUCGGAGUAUGCUCUUGGGAGAAUUUGCCGAAGCACGAAAGGAUGUCAUUCCCUUGAACUACCAGGGAUGCGUCCUGCAGGCCAUUCUUGAAUACAUUCUCACCGAUUCCGCCGAACUGCUGCGAAAAGGUACCUUGCUGUGUUACAGUGAUGAUGGUGAUGACGAUGAAAAAGAAGACAGCAAUAUCAACAACAAUAUCACUCCUUCAUAUUCUUCUAAUGACGGCGGCGAUGAUAACGACAACAACCCCUUUGAACGAGUCAAAACACUCGUGUCGCUCAUGGGCGCCGCCAUUUACUUCAAUCUACCACUUCUGUGCGAAAAAGUCUUUCAACACUUGGCUCACUGCCUCAAGAAGGAACCAUCACUCUCCUUUGCCGUAUUGGAAGCCUACAAACAAGAAGCACCCGCCAUCCCCACACAGCUCAAGAACCUGGCCAUGUCCAAAUUGAGUACCAACAUUGAAAAUUUGGAUGAGAAAUGUGGCGUCUCACUCCUCAGUGCGUCGUCGCUGGAAGAAAUAUUAAAAGACAACACUAUUCAAGCUGAUGAACAGAAUCUAUUUGAACUCGUCUUGCAGUGGGCCGAACAAGAAGAAGACGACGACGACAAUCAUCAUCAUGAUCGAUCCCUGGCGGCAUCGGAAAUGAUACAACACCACGUACGUCUUGAUUGGAUUGAUCCCGAGUACUUGUCCACCACCGUGGCGGAAUCCAAUCUAGUGUCGCAAAAAUCACUGCUGGAAGCAUUCAAACUACAAGCCCUGGCGGCCAAGAAACAACACAAUGUCGUCUUUCGUCGACGACGAUGUCAACCGGUGUGGAACAGUACCUUGUCCGAAAUGUCGACAGCCGGAGAAAUGCGUGGCGUCGACAUGUUGCAGUACCCUUCCAUGUCUUCCGGGAUACAUCGAUGGACUGUGGAAGUUGUCAAGGAUGUCACAUUUACAUGGCUAGGAGUGGCGCUGCCAUCCAAACCGUUGGACCUGCACAAAUGGCUGGGAAAACAAGAUGCCGGAUGGGCCUAUGGAUCCAAUGGUGCCGCCUGUCAUCAAACCGACACCUACAAUUGUGUGCACCCAAAGUUCAAGGAAGGAUCCCGCGUCACAAUGACACUGAAUCUACUAGCAAACGACGAAGAAAAGAACGGUACCCUGUCGGCGUCGGUCGAUGGAGGAGAGGAAUUCAUUCUCUUUGACAAUCUACGAGCACAACUGGUGCCAGGCCAAGAAGACUGUGGCUUUGUACCGGCAGUAUCCAACCGUGCCCCCGCCAAGAUCCGACUCAUUGAUAUUGAAAGGUUAUGUUAG
This is a messenger RNA of Seminavis robusta, 1506 nucleotides long. The record is from the annotation of a GenBank genome assembly. Lineage: Eukaryota; Bacillariophyta; Bacillariophyceae; Naviculales; Naviculaceae.